AUCGCACUGUCGCUUGUUUACGUCCUAACGUCCCACGUCAUUGCGUUCGAUAGAUUAGUGCGUACUGCGCGUUGCGUUGCGUGGCGUGGCGCGCGGGAACUUUGGUUAUCGAACGGCAGAGUGCAGAGGGAAACAAGAGGUAGCUGGCGAGCAGCACAUCGGACAGAAGCCUGUUCAAGCUCAACAGUACACGACAAUACAGUAGAGUACAUUAGACAACAGUAGACAGGUCUGCAGAGCAAAUGUCUGGUCGUGACGUCACUUUGCUCUUGCAGUCAACAGAACCUGGUCCACUUCCUGUACGGCCUGUGGAGCAGACCUCACGUCGGGACCAUGGCCAUGAGGAGCGAGGCCAGGGCGGACACACAGGUGGAGGAGGAGGAGGACAACUUUGGGCCGCAGCCUCUGUGCAGACUGGAGCAAUGUGGCAUCAGUGCGAGUGACAUCAAGAAGCUGGAGGAGGCGGGCUUCCACACGAUCGAGGCCGUGGCCUACGCCCCCAAGAAGGAGCUGCUCAACAUCAAGGGCAUCAGUGAGGCCAAGGCCGACAAGGUUCUGACUGAAGCUGCCAAACUGGUGCCCAUGGGCUUCACCACGGCCACGGAGUUCCACCAGAGGAGGGCAGAGAUCAUCCAGGUCUCCACGGGCUCCAAGGAGCUCGACAAACUACUCCAAGGUGGGAUUGAGACGGGCUCCAUCACAGAGAUGUUCGGAGAGUUCCGGACGGGGAAGACUCAGCUGUGCCACACGCUGGCAGUCACCUGUCAGCUUCCCAUCGACCAGGGGGGUGGAGAAGGUAAAGCCAUGUACAUCGACACCGAGGGAACGUUCCGACCAGAGAGGCUCCUGGCCGUGGCGGAGAGGUACGGGCUGGUGGGCAGCGACGUCCUGGACAACGUGGCCUACGCCCGAGCCUUCAACACAGACCAUCAGACCCAGCUGCUGUACCAAGCAUCUGCCAUGAUGGCAGAAUCCAGGUAUGCUCUGCUGAUCGUGGACAGCGCCACUGCUCUGUACAGAACAGACUACUCCGGGAGAGGAGAGCUUUCGGCGAGACAGGGACACCUGGGACGUUUCCUCCGCAUGCUGCUCAGGCUGGCAGACGAGUUUGGCGUUGCCGUGGUGAUCACCAACCAGGUGGUAGCGCAGGUGGACGGGGCAGCCAUGUUCUCGGCGGAUCCCAAGAAACCAAUCGGUGGCAACAUUAUGGCUCAUGCCUCCACCACACGUCUGUACCUGAGGAAAGGCCGAGGAGAGACGAGGAUCUGCAAGAUCUACGACUCGCCCUGUCUGCCCGAGUCUGAAGCCAUGUUUGCCAUCAACGCUGACGGAGUGGGCGAUGCCAAGGACUGAGUGGGCAGACGGGGGUCCACGUCUGGUGGUCCACGGCGUUUAAUGAUGACGGCCCUCAAACCAAGCCACAGACUGAUGUUGAUGAUGGGCUUUUGGGAUUUUGAGUUGCUUCACUGAGGCUGAGUCGAUGAGACGGUCCAGGCUGCACAUCUGGACCUCGUGCUGCAGCUGCGACGUGUGAAGAUUUGUUUCGUGCUCAAGAAAGUUAUGACAUAGACUCUCAUAAUUGUGAGAUGCAUUAUAAUUAUGAUGCAAUAUCUCACGAGUUCUUCAAACCUUUAAUGUCACAUCUCAUAAUUAUGAGAUGCUACGUCAUGAUGACGGAAAAUGUAUUUUCUUUGUUGAAACUGAUGCAGUUUCAUAAGUGGAGUGGUAGAAAAGAAACUAUUAUAAAAAACUAUUUGAAAGAUAUAUUUUCUUUUGUUAAUUUGAUAAGAGUUUCUGUCGAGUGGUGUCUCUUUUGGACGUCCGGUGGUGAAGCUUCUUCGAGAAGGCAGUCGAAACAUAAUUGACUCACAUUUCUCUGCAGCCACUCCAACACUGUUAGUUCCCUUCUGUUUGUCUGUACCAGAACCUAUUUAAAUUCCUUUUAUUAUUAAAUUCAUCUGUUAACAUCAUCAUGGGAGGAGUUGACACUGUGAGCCGUCACACGUUAGACAAACCAGAGGAAGGGGAGGGUUUGGUAGUUAAAUACACACAACUACGAAUUUAUAAGAAAUGCAGAAACAGAUCUCCUGAGGUCUUAUUUUUGUUAUCAGUAUAUUGUGGAAACAAUCACUUCUGAUAUCCACUUGUCACAGCAAAGAGUAAAUUCCUCAGAAUAGAAAAGUCAUUAGUGCUACGGAAGUGAAUCUAGAUGACCGCAUUAGGAUACUUUUCACAACCAAACAGAAAACUGUACACAUUAUUUUACUGACACUGCACCUGGUCCAAGUCUGGUGCGUCACUUCACUGGCUCAAUCAUCAUGUGAUCUGAAGUUUGAGCUUCACUGACAGUUGAUGAAGAUACCAAACGGACACUACACCAAUGGAGUGUCAAUAAUCACUGACCAGUGUACGAAUGAAAAAUGUACAAUACAAAUAAAACUUCAUUUAUUAAGUGUUAA
Molecule: messenger RNA, 2459 nt
Organism: Scophthalmus maximus (turbot)
Lineage: Eukaryota; Metazoa; Chordata; Actinopteri; Pleuronectiformes; Scophthalmidae
Gene: rad51
Product: RAD51 recombinase
Exons: 10
Coding region: 334-1353 (339 amino acids)
Biological process (GO): mitotic recombination-dependent replication fork processing; DNA strand invasion; chromosome organization involved in meiotic cell cycle
Cellular component (GO): condensed nuclear chromosome
Molecular function (GO): ATP hydrolysis activity; DNA strand exchange activity; ATP-dependent DNA damage sensor activity
Source: RefSeq, a predicted model, not a curated record